AGAGAGAAAAUGUAUACGCGUCGUGCCAACAUGGCGGUAAUCCUAUCAGCUGAUAGCGGUCACCGCUGGUUGGAAUGACGAGCCGUGUUUUGGUUAAUCGGGUUAAAUCGCGAUAGGUAAUCCUCUUCCUCCUGCACCGCUGCUGCCCUGUCAUUGUUCUCGCCUCCUCGUGGCCGAUCGACGGAAGGCUGUCUGCGCUAGGAGCUGCGCCUGUCUUGGCCUACCCACGCUACUACUUGACGUCCGUGAUAAAUACGUGCGAGAUCCGGACGGAUGACGCAUCGACGACGAUGCUAACGUUGCAUUUUUCACACGCUGACACGUACACGUAUCACCGCUGCGGCAGCAAACGGGAGCAACCGACAAGAACGAGUGCGUGUCGCUGACAGGCGGUGAGUAGCGGCACCACCACGUGGGAAUGUCGUAAGGGUGACGAUCGGUCCGUCGGUUAGAGAGAAAAAGAGAAAGAGACCUAGACUGGAGUUAGCUCGGGCGGAUCGCCGGUGAGCGAGCGAGACGUCUCGCUUUGAUCCUCGCAGCGCGACGCGGUGCGGGAUCGUCAUCACGAGAGCGAGCGGUCGGUGAUGAGCGACUCCGAACAACGGCAGUUGCACGUGCCUUACCGAGAGUACCACAGCCAGAAUAACACCAGCCCCGCCACCACCGCAGCAGCCGCCACCGCCGCUGCCGCUCUGGUGGAGACCGAUGCGCUGGUGGACCUGUCCAUCGCGUGUCCCGUGACCAGCGGCAGCAGCAGCAGUAGCAGUAGUAGCCAUCAUCAUCAACGCCUGUCGUCAUCGCAAAACGAUCAGCCGCCGUCGCCGUCGACAGCUGACCUGCUUCCAGACGUCGAGUUCAUUCCCGGCUUGAGCAACGACCAAACCCUAACCAUAGAUUCCUCCGGGAUCGACCGGGAGAGCCAGCCUCUCCUCGGUCGCUUGGAGCUCGACGUCACGUUCAACAGAUUUCCAGAUGAUCCACAAUUCUCAGAACUGGUUUGGCAGGCUGAAUGCGCGAUAGACAAUGGAGUUUACCCAGAGAGGAUAUACCAGGGUUCCAGCGGAAGUUACUUUGUCAAAAAUCCAGCUGGGAAAAUUAUAGGUGUGUUCAAACCAAAAGACGAGGAGCCUUAUGGCAGGUUGAAUCCAAAAUGGACAAAAUGGAUGCACAAGCUCUGCUGUCCAUGCUGUUUUGGCAGGAGUUGUCUGAUUCCAAAUCAAGGAUACCUCAGCGAGGCGGGCGCCAGCCUGGUCGAUCGCAAGCUCGGCCUCGGCAUCGUGCCGAACACCAGAGUGGUAAAACUCGUCAGCGAAGUGUUCAAUUAUCCCCGUUUAGAUCGUCAGAAGGCGCGCAUGAAGCAGGCGAUUAUGGACCAGUUCCCCACGGUAGGAUCGCAUUUCAAUCGCAUUGGUCUACCACCUAAAGUCGGUUCCUUCCAAGUUUUCGUGGAUAACUACAAGGACGCCGAUUACUGGCUGAGACGAUGGGAGAACGAGUCCAUGCCAACGCGCCUGAGUAGAGAAUUCCAGCUUCAGUUCGAGCGUUUAGUCAUCCUGGAUUAUAUCAUCAGAAAUACAGAUAGGGGUAAUGACAAUUGGUUAAUCAAGUACGACACUAGCAUUAGCAAAAAUGGAUCUGAACAGGGUGAAGUGAAAAUCGCGGCGAUUGACAAUGGCCUGGCUUUUCCCUUUAAACAUCCAGAUUCUUGGAGGGCGUAUCCUUACCACUGGGCAUGGUUAACUCAGGCGAAACAGCCAUUCAGCGAAGUCACGAGGGAGCUAGUCUUACCGCAACUCUCGGACCAGAAUUUCGUACAGGAUCUCUGCGAUGAUUUGUAUCAGCUAUUCAAACAAGACAAAGGCUUCGACAAACAUCACUUCGACAAGCAAAUGAGCGUGAUGCGCGGCCAAAUUUUGAACCUGCAACAGGCACUGAAAGACGCCAAGAGCCCCGUGCAAUUGGUACAAAUGCCGGCUGUAAUUGUGGAAAAGGCCAAAGGAAACGGUACUCCCAGGUUGUUUUCAUUUUCUGACACGUUUACCCAACGCUUCCAGAACAAGAGUCCUUUUUUCUCAUGGUGUUGAAAACGAGAAUUCGUAACUUGACUUGAGUGCUCGUGAAUAAGUGUCAGUGAUAUCAGUGUCAGUCACAUUGUUAUCUCCGUCGCGAAAAAUGUUAUUAUUUUUCUAAGUUUAUUUCUACCUCUCUUAAGUUUUAUUUCUAUCGCGCGGCUGCAAAUUGAUCAGGAGGAUAUGAUUAUCCUUUUUAGGACUGUCUUGUAUUUAUAAUCUCUUUCUUUUUCUCAGAGAAUCUUCUUUAAUCGAGAUAUAAGAUAUUCGUACAACUAUAUUGUAUACAGUAAAUAUAUAUAUAUAUAAUGUUAUAAAAAAUUUUCUUUUACUGCGAACAAAUUGUAAAAAAGAGAGAAUGAAAUUUAGAUAUAAUAUAUAAUCCAUAAACACGAAAAAAAUACAGGUGCAGGUUGUACGAAAUGUCUCUCUCGUGUCUUCCACACGUACACACACACGUGUGCGCUCUUACAUACACACACACACACACACACACGCAUACACAUUAUAGUUUGUGCCAAUCGGUACUGUGAAAAGAAAGCGUAGAUCAAUACCUAAAGAACUACUAAUGUCAUGCUGCAGCUUAGAAAAUUGAAAAAUAAAAAUAUCUUAUAUUUUGAAUAUACGAUAUUUUUUCUUCUAUUUUCGCAUGCCGAAAAGGUGGCAUUGGUUAUUUCAGUUCUACGAGGUGUUGGUCACUUGAUACUUAAACCGCUGUAUAAAUUUUUGGGAAAUUAAACUGUGAUUCUUGUGGUACACGCAUGUCAUAUCACAUUGCAUAUGUACUGACAACAGGAAGUUCCACAUGGUUAUAUACAUAACAAUUAAGUACAAAUGAAAUUGCUAUUUGAAUACAUAGAUGAAGUAGAGUUUCUAGCGCAAUUUUUAUGAAAUUGUAUUUUUGUCUAUUAUUCUCUUUUGUAAUAUACAUGCCGUUUCGUAUUAGAGAAAUAGAAUCACGUAAUGAGAUUUUAUGCGAGUUCAAAACUGAUAUCAAAACCAUGAUGUAAGAAUACAUCAUUGUAUUCUUACAUCAUGAUUAAAAUGACACAUUUUAUGAGUUUAUGAGUUACAAUAAAAAUAACAUGAAGUUAGUUUUGGAUCAUGAGUCGGACAUAUCUUAAUCGGAUUUUUAAAAUAUUAUGAAACUUAGAAAUUUCAAAAUGUUAUUUAAAUGUUUUGAUAUUUCUUAUAACGCCGUUUAUAUACACGCAGAAUAAUAUUGAUGCAAUUGGACAUUGUAUAUAUCUGUAUACAUAUUUUACGAUAAGAGAGAUCUGAAGCUACAAUAUGGAGGUUGUCGAGGUUUGUUCAAAAAGGAAAGCCUCAUCAUGUACCAAAACGAUGGCAUGUCCAUGCAAGACAAAAGUAAUUGUCAUCUCAUUAAUAUUUUCAUCGAUAUCUUACAAGUUUUCAAAUACUUAAUAUUUAUAUUUAAUGCUUUUGACAUAAUGCAUGAAAAAUUCACUAUUAUGAUUGAGAUACUCCGUACGCAACUUUUUAUUAUAAUAAUUUGAUAGGAUUGCAAAUUAAUGUACUUAUAAUUGUUAAUAUCUGAUGUAAUUUCACGAUUGUAUAUUAUAUUCUAGUACAAUAU
This is a messenger RNA of Monomorium pharaonis (pharaoh ant), 3666 nucleotides long. RefSeq names its product phosphatidylinositol 4-kinase type 2-alpha (gene Pi4KIIalpha). NCBI's taxonomy places the organism in Eukaryota, Metazoa, Arthropoda, Insecta, Hymenoptera, Formicidae. Gene Ontology annotation, molecular function: 1-phosphatidylinositol 4-kinase activity. Gene Ontology annotation, cellular component: trans-Golgi network; lysosomal membrane; plasma membrane. The record is from RefSeq and is a predicted model, not a curated record. Bases 585 to 2084 code for a protein of 499 amino acids. The transcript is spliced from 6 exons. Gene Ontology annotation, biological process: Golgi organization; endosome organization; phosphatidylinositol phosphate biosynthetic process.